UUAACGUUGUCGCCUCCACUUUCUCUCUCUUAAACAACAAAAACACUCACCCCUUUUUCUUUCUCUCUCUUCCUCCCGUGUCAUCGUUUCCGCCGCUUAAAAUCGUGCAUUCAUCUGUGUGAUCUUCCUCUGUUUUUUUAAUUCCUCCAAUUUAGAUUUCAUUUUCAGAAUGGAACUUUUCCUGGAUGCAAUUGGGAAUAUUGCAAGUCUAUGUUGAUAUCAUUCUAAGUACUCUUGAGAUAGUUGUUCGAGGUUUUAUCAUGGACCGUAGGGAUACAUCAGGAUUUGUCAGUGGUGGAGGUCUAUUUCGUUACGAGACAGCAUUGUACAUAAGGUUACCACUCCAUUGUUUUUACUAGUUGGAGUGGCUUUACUAAUUUUACCUUUAGAUCUUAGUUAGAUGAUAAGUAUUCUUUCAAAUAAAACGAGAUGGACGGCAUUAGCAUGCCUUUCAUGUGGAAUUCUUUUCUGAACGCGUGCAAAGAUUCAAACGGGGUUGAUGUUGGCCCGACUCAAUUUGCAGACACUACCUUACACCUCAAUUCCCAGAGUACCGUGGCCGUGCCUCCUUAUCUGUAUGAUAUAAAUGCUACUAAUGAUGAUGCGAGUUUGAAGAAUGGGAUUUCUCUGGCCCUUGAAUUGGGUAGUUCAUGUAGUUCUGUAUGUGGAAAGACUGCCUUAACUUCUCGGGUAGAUGUCGCAAAGGAGUCUCCAAUCGAUAUCUGCCUCGAUCUCAGCAUUGAUCUCGGAAAUAAAAUGGCGUGUAAGAACAUGAAAAACUCUGGCACCGGGUUUGAAGCCCGUGGCAAAGAGAACCCUAAAGUUGAUCUUGAGUUAAGUUUGUCUACUGGUGGAGUUGCUGCUGCUGAAUCUGAUCUCACAAGUAUUACCCUAACUUCAUCAUCGCCUUUUCAGAAUGUCACAUCUGAAUUUGAACAACUUGUGGAUGAAGAAGGAUCAACGUCGUCCAAAUGGAAACAAGGACCCUUUGUGCCUCCUAUAGACAGGUUUAAUUGCAGCACAAUUUCAGGUGUGUCAAAACAGCAUCAGAAGAGCUCAGUUAAGACUUGCAGGUUUCCGGGUUGUCAGAAAGGAGCAAGAGGUGCUUCGGGUCAUUGUAUUUCACACGGAGGUGGACGGAGGUGUCAGAGAACGGGUUGUCAAAAAGGAGCAGAAGGAAAAACACCGUUCUGCAAAGCUCACGGUGGUGGCCGUAGGUGUGAACACUUGGGGUGCACCAAAAGUGCCGAAGGGCGGACCAGCUUUUGCAUUGCUCAUGGUGGAGGAAAGAGGUGUGGCUUUCACGGUGGUUGCAACCGCGCUGCUAGGGGUAAAUCCGGCCUCUGCAUCCGUCAUGGUGGUGGAAAGAGGUGUAAGGUGGAAAACUGCACCAAGAGCGCGGAGGGGGUUGCCGGUCUAUGCAUAGCUCACGGUGGUGGUCGCCGGUGUGAAUUUCCCGAGUGUACUAAAGGCGCUCAGGGGGGAACGAAACUUUGCAAGGCUCACGGUGGAGGAAAACGGUGCACCUUUAUGGGAUGCACCAAGGGAGCCGAAGGAAGUACAUCUUUUUGUAAAGGACAUGGUGGCGGGAAACGGUGUUCGUUUCAAGAAAACGGUGUUGCAUGCUCCAAGAGUGUACAUGGCGGUACGUUGUACUGUGUUUCCCACGGCGGUGGAAAGAGAUGUGCGGUCGUUGAAUGUACUAAAAGUGCGAGAGGACGGACAAACUUCUGUGUCCGCCAUGGCGGAGGAAAGAGGUGUAAGUUCGAAGGAUGUGAAAAGAGUGCGCAGGGAAGUACCGACUUCUGUAAAGCGCAUGGUGGGGGGAAACGGUGUUUGUGGGGCCAACAAGGUUCUGGAUUCGGUGAGAAUGGUGGUGAUACUGAUAGAGUUUGUGAUAAGUUUGCAAGGGGUAAGAUUGGUCUUUGCGCUGCUCAUGGUGCGCAGGUUGAAGAUAAGCGAGUUCAUGGUGAUGGUACCGUGGGUCUGAAGCUGAAAGGGGUUGAUGCUGGGAACGUGUUUCAGUGCUCGAAUAAUGUUGGUGCAGAAGAAAGCGCCACUGUUUGGAAUGGUUUCAAUUUGCAGAUGCUGCCUGAUAGCGCGUCCUUGUUGGGUGAAUCAUCGAAUUCAGCGUCCCUUGAAGGACGGGUGCAUGGUGGUGGUCUUAUGGCUAUGCUGAGCCAGUUCUGAUAUCGAGCAAUCAGUCUGAGGUAGACCUGUUCAACGGGCCGGGUUAGGGCUGGGCUGGAAUUAAACGGAUUAGUUUGGGUCGGGCUUGGCCUUUGUAAACGGGUGGGAUACGGGCUUUUACUAGGAUCCCAGCCCAUUGAACAGGUCUAGUCUGAGGUAACCGUUGGAUCGGAUAGUGGACAGGGGAAGUUCAUUUCUGAGACAUUGGACAUCUUUCUUUCAUUGUUCUUUUUGUGUCGAUAGGUUAAUCAGUUAAUCCCCAAUGAUUAGGGUUACAUAGUAGAAUAUUAGUGAAAUUACUUCAGUGGGGUUAGUAUGUCUAAAUUUAUACCAUUAUAUGGUGUUAGACUUUGAUAGUGCUGGUACUAAAUUCGUAUAUUUACUUAAGUUCGUCGUGAUUGUAAAUCUGUGUAAAUAUAAUUAAUAUUCUGUGUA
Molecule: messenger RNA, 2625 nt
Organism: Spinacia oleracea (spinach)
Lineage: Eukaryota; Viridiplantae; Streptophyta; Magnoliopsida; Caryophyllales; Amaranthaceae
Exons: 2
Coding region: 430-2190 (586 amino acids)
Source: RefSeq, a predicted model, not a curated record